This is a messenger RNA of Podarcis lilfordi (Lilford's wall lizard), 17499 nucleotides long. The record is from the annotation of a GenBank genome assembly. Lineage: Eukaryota; Metazoa; Chordata; Lepidosauria; Squamata; Lacertidae.
GAGGCUUCCCUCCUCUUGCCAUAAUGCGGCGACGCAGCUGAGGAGCCCCCGCGGGGAGGGGGAGGCGGAGGAGUCGCUUAUAAAUGGCGCCCAAGCAGGACCCCAAACCCAAAUUCCAAGAGGGUGAGCAGCGGCAGGAGGGAGGGUCGAGCCGGGGACGGAGGGGGCGCCCUGCCGGAGACCCCCAACCACGGACCUCCAGCCGCGAAGGGCAGGGGAGAGGGAGAGGAGGGGGCGCCCAGAGCCGGGCGGGGGGCGGCGGCGGCCGCUCUGCCUCCCCCUCCCCACCCCAGGCAAGCAGGCAGUGCAUGCACAGGAGCCCGUUUUCCCCGCAGCAAAACGGCCCCUCGGGUUCUUCUCUUUGUUUUCCCCUCCCCACUCCUCAGGAGGGGGGAAAGGGAGCCACUAGGGGGUGUUUUCCCCCCCCUCUUCCCUGUCUGCGUCUUGCGGCUCAGCCUUCCUCUGAGGAAGACCCUGGUUGCUGGGUCAGGCCGAGGAGAAUGAGCCAAACACACACCUGAAUUUGUCUUUCAUUGCCUACUAGUCAUAAUGGCUACUCGUCAUAAUGGCUACUAGCCACGACGGCUAUGUCCGCCCCCCCCCCCCAGUAGGAGGCAGUGAUGCUCCUGGAUCCCUGUGGCAGGGAGAGCUGCUUCUGCCCUGUUGGGGGUCCUGCUGCCUUCAAGGCUUCCUGCUAGGGGCACCUGGUUGGCCACUGUGAGAGGAGGGUGGUGGGCUAGGCGGUGGACCCCCUUUGGGCAGCUGGCCCAGCUGCUGCAGCCAGACUCUCUUCUUUCUGCCUGCAAAUGCCCUCAUCCUGCUCAGAGGCUUUCACCCUCUCCUGUGGGCACCAGAGCUCCAUCGCAUGGCCUGGCACAAUAGUUGCUAGCCCAUGUCGGUUGAGCACAGGUGAGCAUAUGACAUCCUGUGCCAUCUCUUUUGGUGUGGGACAGGAUCAGCCCCUCUGGCAUUCUCUGUGGUAGGCCCUGGAGUCUGGACACCCUUAAUUAGCAAUGCUCAAAUAAGUCUUCCUCUUAGCUUAUAGGGAGGCAGAUUGCUACUUGACGGUUUGGUACUCUGUGCAUUACAACAUGAAAAUGAGGACAUCCAUGUGUGCGCGCACACACACAGAGGGUGGCGUUGGCAUCUUGUGCAACUCAAAUCUCUGAUGAGGAAGUUGCAUUGCUUCAAAGGCACAGAUGAAAAAUCCUCUGAUUUUUCUGUGUGUCUUAUCGUUCAACUUUGAAAGCAAAAAUAUGUUGCCUUGGAAGCCCUUUCUGCACUCGUCAACAGAAACACCAGCUUUUGAACAUGCGUGUUUAUUUGGGUUGGUGGAUGGGAAGUCCAGUUUGAGCAAAAUGGCGGUUCAGCUCUGCUUACCUUGGCCCAAGCUCUUAUGAGGAGCUGAAAUAGUAAGAUGAACGUUAACGGAUCCUUGCAUCUUCAUUUCAGUGCGAUGAUGAUAUUAUUCAGUGUUUGUGUGGUGCGUGUGCGUCUAGGCCUGCUUUUCCUACUAAAUGGAAAUUUUCUCACAGGUGAACGGGUGCUGUGUUUCCAUGGACCUCUUCUUUACGAAGCAAAGGUAUGUUGGCUGUAGUUUGCUGUGGCAGACGACGUUAACCCACCCACGGCAGUGCUGGAUUUAAGGGGUGGUGGUGGGGGACGCGUGCGCUGUGCAAAACAAAACAAAACAAAAAAACCUGCUCUGGGGCUCCAGAGCCAAAGGGCCUGAUUCACAUACCGUGCUUUCCUCUGCCAGCAUUCUCGCACAGAAGCAAGCCUGUGCAAACACAGCAGCCACAAGCAGCCCGGCUCCCUUUCUCUGGUCCGCUCCAUCCUGCCUUCCUUUUGAAGUCCUUCUGCAGUACUGAUGGUAUCGUAUUCCUCAUGCUAAGAGAGGCAGCCUGUGUGGCGAGUGACUGGGGACAUUGUGCCCUCUGGGCAGCCACCGUGUCCCCAGCUGCAAGGAGCAGGAUGGGCUCGCACUUUGCAUGCUGGGAAACUCCCAGAACAUCUUGCCACAGCAAGGGACCCGAUUUGGCUGGGGCAAUUAAAUACCCUGUAGGCUGCCUAAGAACUGUUAAUCUGGCCCAGAGUGGCAUAAAAGUCUCUGAAUUGCACGUGGACUUGCUAAGUUGUUGACAGACUUUCUUCUUCCUCCUUCUAGUGUGUAAAGGUUGCUAUAAAGGACAAACAGGUGAAAUACUUCAUACAUUACAGUGGUUGGAAUAAGAAGUGAGUAUUUAUUUUUAAGUAACGAUAACAAAACAAAAACAAACCUGUAUUUGAUACGAGGUAUAUAUCCUACUUUUUCUCCAAAAUGGAGCACAGAAUGGCUUGUGACAAUGGCAAUCAAAUAGCCACCAUCAUAACAAAACCAUUAUUAAAACCAAAAAAAUCAAUAUACAAUGAACAGCAAUGGUUAAAGUUCCUUCAUUUCUAUGGCAACUUAAACUAAUGUUUAAGGUCAGAAAGUUGGGGCAGUACAAAAUAUGUGCAGCAUCUUUGCAGGAUUUCACCCCUGGCAUUUCCAGCCAAAGCAGAUGGCAGCCUGUCCUCAGUCAUCCUUUGGGCUAGGCUGCCGAAACACACUAUGUGUGCAGCUGCUCCUGAAGGUGUUUUGGUAACCACAGUUAGUUCAGGGAUAUGGCUUCUACAUGAGCAACUGAGGACAGCUGUUGUGAUGCCAGCGUUUCACCAACACGACCAGCUCCCUGUCAAUUAUUUCUGGGCCCAGCUCAGAGUGCUGGUUUUGAUUUUUAAGACCCAUCAUGGCUUAGGGCCAGGAUACCUGGAAAAUUGUAUGGGUUCACAUAUACUUGCCAAUACAUUGAGAUCUGCAGAAGAGGCUCUUCUCUAGGUUUUUCUGACAUAUUGUGGUUUCAGGGGAAAGGGCCUUCUCUGUGGUGGUGACUUUAGAAUGCUUUUCCCAGAGAGGAAUAUCUGGCAUCUGCUUUGGUAUCUUUUUGGUGCCAGGCAGAUACCGAUUUUAUUUUCCUAAGCUUUUUUAAUUCAGUUGAUCUGUUUUAUUCACACACACAUUUUGUUUAGCUUUCUUAUGUGUUUAUAUUUUUGUCUCUUGAUUAUUUUAUUGCAACGAUCUCAGAUGUGCUUGAAGUUUCAAGAUUAAUAAAAUAAUAAUAGUAUUGAACCCAUAAGUCAACCUUGUCUACUCACUGCCACAAUCAUGAGGCUUUUGAGCAAAAAACCCCGGGCAACACAGCUUUGUGAAUUAUUGAAGGCUCUUUGCUCUUCACCUCUUGCUGGAGAAACAGUUACAGGUGGUGUGAGUCAGAAUGUGAAAUGGGGAUUUCUCCUAAGUCUCUAAUUGCAUUCAUUCAUAUCUGCUUUCCCCAUUCUGGCAUCCUCCAGAUGUUUCAGACUACAACUCCCCAUCAGCCCAGGCAGCAUGACUGUAUGACGCUAGGGCUGGCUGGCCCUGACGGGAGCUAAAGUUCUAAACAUUUGGGUGGCACCAGCACAGGAAAAAGAUGAAUUACAUGCUAAGUAGCGAUUAUGGUUCCUGCUGCAGACAUUGAUAAUUUACCAGAAAGGAGAAAAAGGAAUAAAAAGAAACCACUGUCUAAAUUCAAGCAGUGCCCCAAGUUUAACUAGUUAUUAAUAUUAACUGAAAUUUCCUAAGUUGAAGGCUGCUCCCCUCUCUGCCAGGUUUAAGCUGAUACAAAAAAGGAGCCUUGAUCUGCCCACAGAUUACAGGGCACCCUCUUGCUUUCCUCCCAUGUGGCUCUCUCCUAGCAGUGUGGGCCACAAUCAAGGCAUCCGACUACACCCUCUCUUUUUACUCCAAUCUAACAGUCCUCCCUGAAGGCUGCUAUCUGCUAUCUAUUCUCAGCCAUUCCAUACACACUCCCAAGGUUGUUGUGGGGAAAGGGAGUAACUUACGUGUCCUCCCUCUCUAAGCUCCCACUAGAGUAAAGCCUGUGCCUGUCUCAAAAGGUCUGCUGUGCCAAAGCAAGGUUUUUGUGGCCUGCAAUAAGUGACAGCGGAUUGGGCAGGAGAGGCACAGUGGAAGUCCUGGCAGGUUUCGGUGUCCUGAUCAGUGGCAACAGAGCGAUUGAAAAAGGGUGUGUGUGUGUGUGUGAGAGAGAGAGAGAGAGAGAGAGAGAGAGAGAGAAAACCCCACAGAAUAAGCUGCAAAUUGAUCAGUCAUAGCUGGGGAUGGUAAAGCAUGAGGUCAUAAUCCUGUCGCCCUAUCAGAAAGCGUUCCCAAACUUUCUCCAGGAAUGUAGCUUUCAGCUAACUUUAAAGUCUUCUUAAUGAAAACAACAGCAUCUAGAACAAUGAUUCUUUUUUCUACAGGAAUUGAUUGAAUACCUGGAUUCCGAAACUUAGGAGAAAUCCACACGCUUGUGCCUGUAACCCUUUGUUAGGCAGGGCUGCAAGUCGGAAAAGCAAAGUUUUUAUAAAUAGCUGUCUAUAAAUAUUUUUUUAAAUAAAUGAAUAAAGUUCAUUGGUUUUCUGUGAAGCCACUGAAUUAACAGCUAGGCAGUGGGCUUCUUGUUAUGUAGCCCCUGAAAACUCUUCCCUUCCCUUGCAGCUGGGAUGAAUGGGUUCCAGAAAGCAGAGUGCUCAAAUACGUGGACACCAAUCUGCAAAAGCAGAAAGAACUUCAAAAGGCCAAUCAGUGAGUAUUACCUAGUAAUGGAGGAACUAAGCCAGGCCAGUGUAUAAUAAAUGGUUGGGUUUUUUUUACAUGGGUCUCUGUAUUCUUGUGUAAGAAAGGUGUGGGGAACCUUUGGCCCUAGCAAUGUAACUCAAACUUAAAACAGCAAACAUUUUUAAAAGAUGAAUACAUUAUUGCCUCUGCCAAAAGGGAAAGGGGUGUGCCCCCAAAGGUAGCAGAGAGAGCAGCAGUAAAUUCUUGGGGAGCUGCUUCUCCUUGCAGGCUGGGGUGCGGAGGGCAGGACAAAUGGGAAAGACAGCCCCUUGAGGGUUCAGCACAGUCUCUCCCCUGCAGCCUGAAUAUGUAUUACAUGGAUUUUAUGUGUGUGUGAAUUUUGUAGAACUCACUUCACCUAGUAUGGGAGAAGGUGCCCUUCUCUCUCAUUGCUCAAGCAGGAGAACUCUUUGGAGCUAUAAUCUACUUACCCCCAAAUUGCUUUAAACAUACACUAUGAAAUACCUUCUGUGUUGUCCUGAACUACAUACUGGAUGGAGCUCACAUUCUGUGUGGGUAUAUAUAAACAUAUAACACUGUUGGAAAAAAAUUGCAGCAUGGGCACUGUCAGGGCAAGAGGAACAGACCAGGAUGCCACAGUUUCAGUGCAAUACUUAGGGACAUUCCCAAUGUUAAAUUUUAACUGGUUGCACUGGCAGUUAAGAAUAGCAAGACAGGCAGGGCUUCUGUUGCAGAGAUACUUCUGCGCUAUAGAGGCAUAGAGAUGCCUCUAAUUAAGUCCUGUUUUGAUGACUCUUUUUUUCAAAGGGAACAGUAUGCAGAAGGAAAGAUGAGAGGGGCCGCACCAGGGAAAAAAACGUCCGGACUCCAGCAGAAAAAUGUUGAAGUGUAAGAAACUAUUUUGUCUGUUUUAUUCUUUUUUCUUUUAAAGGCUUUCCCUCAUAAUCUUUUGGCCUUGAAGAUCUUAGCAAGCAUAUUUCCAAAGCUUAAAACUGUACCGUUGGUACAUGUGGAAUGUUGCUUUGGAAAAUGUAACUUUAGUGCUGAGGAAACUGCUUUCCAAUGAAGAACUGUGAUGGAAAACGAGCUUGCCACCAUUUCCAAGAGACUGGGCUUUGAAUGGUCCAAUAGGUGUUCUUUAGGCAGUCAUGGCUUCUACAGUAUUGCAGGAGUUUUUGAGCCCACUCUUUCCCUUACUGUUGAGCAGUCUUAAGUGAGCAGGUGGCGAGAUGUGUAGCUGGCAUCGAUUUCGAAGAAAACUAGCCUUGUUCUUCUCAGGAGGGGGGCCUGCUGGCUUCUCUGAGUGUCCUCUGAGAAAAUAACACCAAUGAUCUGCGUAAGCCUGGGCUCAGCCUUGUGUUGCUUCCAUGGAUGGAUGGAUGAAUAGUGUACAUAACAGAGCCCAGAUAUGACAAAAUAGCAUUCAAGGUAGGAGGAAGAUGUCAGCCCCGGUAGGCUUCCCACCCUCCAGACACUUGUUGAAUGGGGCUGUAACUUCCUCUAAAAGCUGUCUUGCCUUUUCCAGCUGAACUGAAGUGCAUUCUCUUAAAGGUUCCAUGUGUCGGGUCUGACACUCUCUCCUUAACUCAACCCCCAUUGUGCCUAGAUUUUUCAGACGAGAUGGAGCGCAUACAGUUUGCGGUUUGGAGACCCCUGCAAUAUCGACGCGGUGAGUUAAGGAUGGAUUGUCACGCCAGGAUCUUCAUCCUGAAAUUCAGAUUUCCUUGCUUUGUGUAGAUUUAUAAGUUUCUCUCUCUCUGAAAAAUGAUGUAUAGGCAUAUUAUGUGAUUACAGUGGUACCUUGGUCUACAAACUUAAUUCGGUACGGAAGUCCGUUCUUAAGCCAAAGCGUUCUUAAACUGAGGCGUUCUUUCCCUACUGAGGCCUCCUGCCGCUGGUGCCCUUCCACCAUUCAUCUUCUGAGGCAAAGUUCGCUAGCCAGAACACCUGCUUCUGGUUUUUGCGGAGUUCGUUGCCCAAAUAGAUCGUUAACAGGACUGUUCGUAGACUGAGGUACCACUGUAAUGGAAUAUCCUCCCUGGAGAUAGCUGGUAGAAUAACAAUUUAUGCAGUUCUUAAUGCAUCAGAUUUUCUCGAAGGUGUUCUUCAUGAUAAAAAACCCCACCACCAUCUUGGUUGAUCGCUCCUUUUUGUACUUCCUCCGGUCACUCGUGAUGUGUGGAUUUGAUUUUCAGAUGCUGCAUAUGGAUAUUCCACUUAUUAUUAAAUUUAUAUACCGCCCUUCAUCCCAGGAUCAUAGGAUUUACAGUAUAUAAACAUGAAAAUACAUAACAUAGUAUUAUGUUAUUAAAACAAACAAAAGAAUGACUCCCUGCCCCCCAAAUUUAAAAGGCCAUAGAUUGUUUAAUUAGCGAAAGGCCUGGGAGAAGAGGAAUGUUCUUGCCUGGUGCCUAAAUAUAUGUAAUGAAGGUGCCAGGCAAGCCUCCCUGGGGAGAGCAUUUCACAAACAGGGAGACACUGCAGAAAAGGCCUGUUCUCCUGUUGCCACCCUCCAGACCUCUUGUGGCGGAGGCACCCAAAGAAGAGCCUCAGAUGAUGAUGAUCACAAGAUCUGGGUCGGUGCUUAUGGGUGGAGGUGGUCCUUGAGAUACUGUGGUCCUGAGCUGUUUAAGGCUUCAUAGAUCAAGCUAACACUGGGCUCAGAAACUAAUUGGCAGGCAAUGCAGUUGGGCCAGGCUUGUAGUUAUAUGCUCAGUCUGUCUUGCCCCAGUGAGCUACCUAGCUGCUGAAUUCUGCGCUAUCUGAGGUCUCUGAACCGUCUUCAGAGGAAGCCCCAUGUGUAACACACUGCAGUGAUCUAACCUUUUCAGAUGUCGAUGAGAAUUGUAGCUGUGCUUUUUUAUAAAUCACGAAGACAGGUGGUCUGCCAUGCUUCCAGCUAUUAGGGUGGGGUGAAAGAGGCUGCUUCUACACCUUAUUUUUUUAAAGGCAGUGUACAUUUCUGGUGUGCCUUUGCAGCUGCAGGUAUGGCUGGUCACGGGGGAAGGAUACUAGCUUUGCGGAAAAUUUAAAGCACGUAGCUCUUCCUUUAUUUUAGCAAAUGCUGGGAAUGCAGCUUCUACAUAUGCCAAAGCCUGUCCUUUCCGUAUUAGGCCUAAGCACCUUGAAUUAUCCUGCGUGGAUGACGUUCCUUUCAACAAUGGGCCUUGCGCUUUGUGGCUUGGUCAGUCCCUUACAGAUCAAGUGAUUGGGCUUAGAAGAAGGAACUUUUUUUAAAAAAAAAGUGCUGGCGUUAUACUUGCUUUACAUGUGCAAUAACAGUGUCUCUUUUCCCUUUGGCAGGAAGACCAAAAAGAACAAACAGAAAAGUAAGAGCACCUCUUUUGAGUUGCCCACUCUUAUCUAGCAUGACGUUCUUCUAGAUUUUCAAUGUUACGCCAACAUUUCUCCCCAGGCCCCACCUUACUUUUAUAAGAGCAAAAAGGGUUAAGGAAAAGAUGGCCCUCCCAGUGUGUUGGCUCCAAAAUCGAAGCUCCUAGAAUCCGGGAGCAGCAGCAGUAGUACUUCCAAUUAGUUACUUGGAGGCAAUUUUUUUCUCUGCUGUUGUUAUUUUGAUGCAGUAAUUUAUUCAAAGCUGCCCACUCUACAUAAAUACGAACAAACAUUAAAAGGCAGCCCUACUAUAAUGCACAUCUUGCUAGAACUUGAAAAUUUUUUAUAUUGGUAUCUUAAGAAAAAUAAAAGGGGAAGGAGAAAAAAGCAGUUAAUUGCAUUGGGUGAUAAAAACUACUCUAAUCAGGUGGCAGCCCUAGAAGUCUCAGUUGAGUUUUGAUCAGCUACCAGAUUGAUUCUGCGUGUCUAGACUAUUGAAUAUGGCCUGCCCUGAAUGAAACAAUAGUUACUUUUUUAUUUUUUAUUUUUAAAAAGGUUUUGCUUGAAGCAGGGGUUUUCCUUCAUACAUAAGAGAGGGAAAGUCUUUUUUCGUGCCUGCUAGUAUUAAAAGUUUUAAUGUAACACUUCUUAAAAAGCAUUGCCCAAUCAAUUGGAUGCAUCUUUAAGUCAAUCAAAAAGUUUGUAAUCAGUUCAAUUAACUCAAGACAUUGGAGCUACCCCCGAAACAGUUCUUAGCACUGCUGAGCAACUUAAAAAAUGAGGUUUGCAUCUGGGAUCCCAGUGACUAUUUUAAAGGGGCUGCCACAACAUUGGGGUGCAGUGUGUGUGUGUGUGUCUGAUUUCUGGUUCUGUCCAGUAGACCCCUUCCGCAAGUGUGUGUUGUGUGUGAACUGCCACCUGUGUAAAAUGUUUAGCUAAAACCACAACAGUGAUUCCCUUGCCUGUUUGUGUAGCUCCUGGAAUCGGUGAAGGCAGCAGCACUAAUGAAAACCCUCAGCCUCCCAGGAAGAAAAGGGCUCGUGUAGAUCCCACUGUUGAAAGUGUAAGUAUUUUGGACUGUCUGGGACUCUAGGUAGAGUUCCCCUUGUUGGGUUGCAGUCAUUACACAGUUUGCAAGUCUUAAAAAAGAAAGAAUAUCCAAGAUGUUUUGGAACCAUCUCAGCCUUUGGGCAACUUCACAAGGAAGGGGGAUAGAUGGCAAUAAUAUUUUUUUUCCAAAUCCCUUACUUCAGUAUUGGAUUACUGCAAGUCACUCUGCGUGGGAUUUCUUUUGCCCUUGAUCUGGAAGCUGCAGUUAGUGCAGAAUGCUGCAGCACGAUUGCUGACACGAGUGAGGCCUUGUCUGCAUAUACACCUGUGCUCAGAGAUCUGCAUUGGUUGCCAAUUGACUACCAGGCCAAGUUCAAGGUGUUGUUAUUAGUAUGCAAAGCCCUUAACAACUUGGGACCAAUUUACCAGCAAUAUCUCCGUACACCAUAUACGCCUAAUUUACUGCUUUGAUCAGUGGAACUGCUGUUGUUACAUGUGCCACAUAAUAUGUGUUCCACAUUUGUAAAAACUCUCUUAGUGCGGCAGGAUUUACACUUUGGAACUCCCUGCCAAUUGACACUAGGCUGGUGCCUUCACUGUACUGUUUCAACGCAUGUUAAAAACAUUUUUGCUUAGACAAACCUACACAGAUAAGUUGAAUGCUGGUGCGAAUUUUAAUCUGCUUUUAGUCAAUUGUUAUUUAAACUUUUCAAAGGUCUUAAAUUAUUGCUGCUAAUUCUUCUUGAUCGUUUUAUAUUUUUGUAAACUGCUUUGAUACGUGGUUUCUUUUCUUUUUUACAAUCAAGAAGUGUAUAAAUUUUAUGAAACAAAUAAUAAAUGCAGCUUGUGGGAAUAUGUGAAUGCUUGUAUCGAGUGGCAAUGAACAUAUUUUACAACUCCUUGAAACUUUGUAAGUGUCCUCAUGGAACCACAAGAAACACUUGGCAGCCUUCUCUAUAGGGCUGGCAAUAGACAACUGAGGUUUUCUUCCUUGCGCCGGCUUCUGAAUAGUUGUGUCCUGCCGUUACAGUGCCGAGGUCUGUUCUCAGUUCCUUGGAUCUUGCUAGUGAGGACGUCUCUGAAUACAGAGAUGCAAUAUUGUUAAAUUCACUGAUACACUGUAAAAAAUAAUAAAUAAAUGCCCUUUUCUGUUCUUUUGCCAAUGUGCUUUGCUUGGUGCCAGUAUCUGAAUGCAGAACUUGUGUCUUUUAUUCUUCAGGAGGAGACUUUUAUGAACAGGGUUGAAGUCAAGGUAAAAAUACCCGAGGAGCUGAAACCGUGGCUUGUGGAUGACUGGGAUUUGAUCACCCGGCAAAAGCAGGUAACUCUGAAAUUGUGUUACUAAAUGGACUGCUUAUUUUUAAGCACCUGCAGUAACCUGAGUUGGUUGUUAGGUAAUGGGAUAUUACGGUUUGUUUGUAAGCCGCCUUUCAGCCAAAAAGAUUAAAUCCCAAAGACUCCCAAGCUCCCAAGACUAAAUCAACACAUAAAAAUACAAUAAUGGAAGUCCAAUUGAUAGAAUUUCAAAACGUUUCAGCAGUAUUACAAACGAAACACAUCCGUGUACCUUCCAAAAAGGCAAAGAACAUUCCCUACAGAAAUAUUAAGAGAAGGCAAGAAUAUGUAAGAAGCAUCUUUGCCUUACAAGGUCCCAGGCAGCGGGUUGCUCGAAGGCAGGUGGAAAACCUGGUGGCCCUUGAUGGCUCCCGCAGAUUAUACUUCUAAAAACCAUAGUGGGGUUUUCCCUUGUAGGCUAGUUAGCUACUUUUAUCCUUGCCAUCUUGUGGUUGCAAAGGAGGUGCAAGUUUCUUCCAAUUUGAAAGAAGAGGUUCCAUGGAGUUGCACCUCUCUCCUGUCUCCAGUCUUUUUUGUUCUGGCUUAGGCGCCUCUCGCUUUCUUCCGUAGCUCUUCUACCUUCCUGCCAAGAAGAACGUUGACUCCAUUUUGGAGGACUACGCAAACUACAAGAAGUCGCGAGGGAACACUGAUAACAAGUGAGGAGGGGUGGUGGUUGUGGGAGCGCAUCAGAAGGGCCCAUUGUGGAGUAUCUCUAACCAAAAAUAUUGGUCCUUUGAUAUGAGGAGGCUGACCUCAAACUCUCUUUGUUUGUUUGUUUAUUACAUUUAUAUACCCUCUUUUCUUCCAAGGAGCCCAAGGUGGUAUAUAUGGUUCUACUUGCUGCCCCCCCCCCAUUUAAUUCCCACAACAACCUAGUGGCUGGCUCAAGGGCACGCAGUGAGCUUCAUGUCUGAGUGGGGGAUUCAAACCCUGCUCUUUCAGGUCCUGGUUUGAUACCCAACUGUUUUGCCACACUGGCUCUAUUUGCAUGAGACAUGUAUGUGCUGCACAGCUGUUCAAAGCAGCUUAGUGUGUUUAUAUUUCUUUCACUUGUUCUAUCUUGAAUACUCCCUUCCAGUCCUGCAGGAAGGUUGGCUCAAAUUCAGCAUGAGGGUUUGGGGUUUUUUUGCAGCCAUGCCUCAAGUAAUCUUACAACCCAAUUCAGUAGUUCUCUUCUCCCCCAGCCCUGUUUGAGGUAAAGUAUUUGGGGGCUUGCUUUGUGGGAACCUGGAGGAAGAGGGUGCCAGGAAGCGACCCUGGUCAAUUGACCCAUUGAACGCCUGACUCCAUUUAUCCACAAAGGGAUUUUACAGAGUUUACCCCACUGUAAUAUCCUGAAACAUUUCCUGGAGCAUUCUGGGACACAACUGAAUUUGUAAUGCUCUGAGGCCAUCCGAACAAGCUCUCUCUGCCGUGCUGAAGAGGGCGACUGGAUCCAACCCAGCCUUGAUCUGGCAAUAGCCCAAUCAUGGCAAAAGCGUGGUAAUACGCCAAUCGCAGUGUCACCAGAAUCCUGCUUUGUGCAAAAAAAGUUAGUCCAGAAUGUGACUGCCCAGUUUCAAGGUUGCUGUGAAGGCCAGGAGGCUGUGACAGUCAAGGCAGCUUCCUUAGGGGUGUUGAAGCCCCCUACUGUGAGAAAAGAUUAUUUGUGCAGUGUCAAAAAAAAUUAUAGGUGCUCUUUAAUUUUUUUUGAAAAAGCAAUAGUCCUGCCUGCAGGCUCAUUAUUUUAUGCAUGCACUUACACAUGUCCCCCACAAACUGCUUAUUGCUAAGAUAGGCUUCUGAUACGCACAAAAGGGGAUGGGAUGAUGUCCAUGCCCGAAGGUCUGUAGCUUGGUUCCCACAGGCAUCUGGUUGGCCACUGUGAGAACAGGAUGCUGGGGAACAGCAGGCUUUUCUUAUGUUCUUAUGCAAAGGCCAGCCUGGGAGCAGAGCAGAUAACACCAGGGGGUGGAGAAUAUCUGUGGCCCUCCAGAUGUUGUUAGGCUUCAGCUGCCAGCACAGCCAGGGAUGGUGGGAAUUGGAGGUUCCCAGCUGCUGAGAACACUCUGCAGAUGUGCACAGAUGGAGGUCAGCAGGAAAUGAGGUGACAGCUAGAAUUCCCAGAGCAGGAGGGUUUGGUGGCCAUGUCCAUUUGCACCCCCCACCCCCCGUGGAACGCCUUCCCUUCAGAUGUCAAUGAGAUAAAGAACUACACAACUUUUAGAAGACAUCUGAAGGCAGCCCUGUAUUGGGAAGUUUUUAAUGUUUGAUUUUUAUUGUGUUUUUAUAUAUGCUGUAUGCUGUCCGGAGAGAUGGGUGGGGUAUAAAUGAAAUAUUAAUAAUAAUUAAUAACGAAUUCGUGUUCUGGCUGUUGCUGACCCUGCAUUUUUCUUGCUGUGCACCAGAGAAUAUGCUGUUAACGAAGUUGUGGCAGGCAUCAAAGAGUACUUCAACGUCAUGCUGGGCACUCAGCUGCUCUAUAAAUUUGAGAGGCCGCAGUAUGCAGAAAUCUUAGCGGACCACCCUGAUGCACCGAUGUCACAGGUGUACGGAGCUCCCCACCUCCUGCGGCUGUUUGGUAUGUACAUAGUUUGUGGGACACAAAAGGCUUUUCCCAACCUGAUAACCGUCGCUUUGGACUGCGACUCCCACCAGUCCCGGGCAGCAUGCUGAGACCUGAUGGGAGCACAGCCAUGCUGCCUGAGGUUUCUGGGAGCUGUAGUUUGAAACGUUUGGAGCAGCCACAUUUUACAAAUGUGGCUGCAGCACUUUUAUGAGGAGGCUGUUCUUUUAAAUGCCAGUGGAAGCCGCUUCUUAGCUGACAAACGAGGCUCUCUCUUUCUGGUAUGCAUGUCCUGCUCCUUCACAGGUGCAGCAUUCAUCUUGUUUUUGAACCCACCUUAAAGCUGCACAAAGCAAUUUAUUGAAUCAGGGGGGAAAUUAUAACGGACAUAAGAAUUAUGUUGGGGAAAAUUGAGAGUUGAACACAAAGAGCUAUUGGAGGCCCAGGGUGUAGGGUGGCAUCAUUGCAGAAGUUCAUGUGCGUGAGCAUGUGGUGUGAUUUCCCCAUAAAUGAGGCCUUGGGAGCUGCAUUGCUCUCCUUUGGGUGGGAGCCUCCAGCCCCAAGAUACGAAAUAGCUUUGCUUCCUUUAAUCAUUUCUAGUACUGUGGGCAGUGUAGGAUGAGUUGCAGAAUAUUCAGCGAGGAACCCAUCCUGGUGCAUCAUUCUAUUAGACCAGUGGUUCUCAGACUUUGGGGAGCUGCUGCCCCCUUGGUUCCAUAAACUCACCCCCAGUGCCCCCUGCCCUAUAAAAAGCAUUGCUCAGGAUAACCGUUUGCAAGACCCACACAAACAAAUUUAAAACAGUGACUGUGUAAUUUUUCAACAUCCAAUUGAAACUAUUUAGUUUAAUUCAACUAAAUGGAUGAACAUGAUCCACUGAGACCAGCUUUUCAAAGCCUGACAGCCAUUUACACCUCCAGCACCCCCUUGCCUCUAAGCACCCCUCUAGAUAAUGUCGCCACCCCCGGAGGGUGGUACCAGCCACUGUGCUAGACAAAACUGCCCAGUCUAUAUUGGGGGUUAGCAGCACCUACUAAGUGGACCUUUCAUAACCCUCAGUUCCCCUCAGUGCUACUCUUCACUGUGUUCCAAAAUGCUUCCUCACUUGUUUCUGACCCAGGAGGCUUUCCAGGCAUCCCUGAAACUUCAUCUCUGCUUUAGGAUCACUAAUGUGUCACUUUCAAAAGGCAGCUGCAGUCAUGACCUGUAUGAUGUGAUGGCUGGACAACUCAACUGGAAAUAGAGCUGGUGAAUGUUAUGAAUUGUGCAAAUGCUUCCCUUAACGUUGUCUUCUCCCUUGUCCUUAAAUUACCGUCUGAACAGUCCGGAUCGGAGCCAUGCUCGCUUACACGCCCUUGGACGAGAAGAGUCUGGCCUUGCUGUUGAACUACUUGCACGAUUUUCUAAAGUAUGUACAAUGGAUCGCGUUUGAUAUCUGCUGAGUUGAGAGAGGCACCUUGGUCCUUGUGAGAGCUUGUGUUUCAUGCAAAGAUGUUUGCAUGGGGGUUGUGGGCAACUCCAGGGCUCUUCUUCCUUCUAGCGUGAUACAAGGAACUGUGCUUUUAUCUCUUGGCAAGCUGAAAUGUUGAUGGAUGAUGGGACAGGAUUAGAAGUCCUCUUCCGUGGUCUCUUAGUUCCAUGGAUUUCCUUAGAGAAGUGUGGCAUUUUUUUCAGGCUUUUGAGAGGCGGCAUAGAUACAGCAAGCCCUUAAUGAGCCAAAUCUCAAAGGAUCCACCCUAGUGAUCUGACCUUGUCUACUGCUGUGCCACAAACUUUUGCUGCUAACACAAUCUGCCCCCUUGCAGAGCUUCUGAAUCCAAUUCAAAUCCUUCUGAGUGCCACAAGCCCCCUUGUUUUUGCUGCAACAGGCAGUGAGCCAUUUGGGAAUUUCUAUUUUAAUUUUAAUUUUAAUUUAAUUUAAUAUUUAAUUUAAUAUUUAAUUUAAUUUAAUUUAAUUUAGUUUAUUAUGUUUGUUUUACCUGCCCUCCAAGGAGCUCAUGGUGCUUACAUAGUUCUCAUGCUUCCCAUUUUAUACUGACAACAACCCUGUGAGGUAGGUUAGGCUGAGAGUAAGUGACCAGCCCAAGGUCACCCAGUGAGCUUCAUGGUUGAGUGGGGAUUUGAACUCUGGUCUCCCAGAUCCUAAUCUGGCACAUUAAUAUACUGGGUAGGAUUUGCUCUGCUUCUGUCUAAAGUCGUAACAUAACUCUGCCACUUCAUAUGGGCAGGUGGAAAUGUUUCCUCCCACAAGUGGGGAGGAAAAGAGAUAAUUGAAUAUGAAAAAACAACGUUUUUGGAGAGGAGGUGAUGCCAGCAUCCUUCUCUCUGACAUGCUAGAUUUCUGUGUGAGUUAGUUUGAAGUGGUACCUGUGUAGGUGCAGAGGUUUCUGUCUGCCUGGGUGAGCAGUUGAGCUUCCCUUUCCUCCUUGCUUAAAGGCACAAUCCAGGGGUGUUCUGGCUUUCUGUCCUAGUUCUACAAAAUAGUGCAAGAGGAGGGCUUGUGGGGCUGAGGGGAAGCAUGUGAUGGAGCUGUGAGCUGGGUUUGUAUGCCUGUCUCUCCACAUUCCUUGCUAACACAAUAAGGCCAAGAUUGGACACUGUUGUGGAUUUUCUUAAAUCAACCACACCCAGUUGUGAUGUCUGAGAUGGCUUGGUCAGAACAACACAGCAGUGGAGUCCACAGGCCUAUAAAUUAAACAGGCUUAUGUAGAGGCAUUCCCUCACUUUAGCUUUACACGUGUAGAGCGUUACAGUCGGGUGAUGACUAAGCAAUGGCCUUAUGGGACAGAGCAAAAGGAACAUCCACAACAAGAACUGAGGAGGAACAGGGCCAAAGAAACAUCUAUCAGUGUUAGGAGGUUCCUUCACACUUCUUCAGACAGCUUGACUCUUUCGCAACAUCCUCUCCCCAAACCCAUCCGUCUGCCAUCAUUUAUAAGACGCCCCCUAUUUUUUUUAACCCAAAAUUAAGAAAUUAAGUUUUUUAGCUUUUUUGGGGGGUGGGGGAGGUCACUUCCACCAAUUGCUCACCCGCCUGCCCGCCACUGCCAAUCGCUUCCCACAGCCACUGCAAAUCGCACACCUUCCCACAGCCGCCAAUUGUCUGCCCGUUCGCCGCCACCAACAGCCCACCCGCCCACUUGCCACAGCCGCCAAUCGCCUGCCUGCCUGCCUCGCCACAGCCACCAAUCGCCUGCCCAGUUGCCACAGCCAAUCGCCAGCAGGCCUUGCCGCAGUCACCAAUCACCCGCCCAAUCGCUGCUGCCAAUCUCCUGCUUGCUGCUGCCGUUAAUUGCAUGUCCCCCCCUCUGCAUUCACUAUCCGUGUAUAAGACAACACCCAAUUUUUGCCUUUUUUUUAAAGCAAAAAGUGUCGUCUUAUACACGGGAAAAUACGGUAUUUGUAUGGCGCUUUCCUACAACAGUAAAUAUAACAACAUGCAAAACAACAUUUCAGUACUAUAAUAAGAUUACAUUAAUAACACCUAGCAACAAAAAUAACAAGGGAGUUGUCAGUUUCACCUUGGUCCUAGAAGCUCCUCUAUUGCACAGCUUCUUAUAAGGUUUCCAAAGACUGGGUGGGUCAGCUGGAGCACCCUUUCAACACUUUCUUUUACUGCCCAUACAUCUUAGGGUUAUCAACACUCUCUCUCUAUCUCUAUAUAUAUAUCACUAAGCCCAACCUCUUGGCUUCCAUCUGAGAUUCAAGCCUGUUGCCUUCCCCUUCCUUCCCCGUCUGCAGGUACCUAGCAAAGAACUCUUCCACGCUGUUCAGCGCGAGCGACUAUGAAGUCGCACCUCCGGAGUAUCAUCGGAAAGCUGUGUAAGCUUCUCACACUCAUGGUGUGUGUGCGUGUGUGUAUGAGUGUGUGCAUCACUGGAAGGGAUCCUUGGGUCUCUGCAGCAGACCUGCCCGGUUCCACGUCUGCUCACAGUCUCCUCUUGCACACGUCUUUCCGCACAGCUGACAUCCGUGUCAAGUGAAUAGUGUUUUGUGUCUUCAGAUGGAACUGUUGCCGCCCCCACGUCCCAAGGUCGCUUUUCCUUCAGACGGAUCUCUUUCAAGGGGAGAGCCUCCUGGAGCGUGUCAUUGGAUCGAUUUUGGUGUUGGAAUGUGGUGCUGGAAAUGUGACGAAACGUUUCAUAGUCUUGAGCCUCCUGCAUGCUUUUAGGCCCAUUUUUUCCCCUUGAAACCAAGCUGAUGAUGGUUUGAUGGUGUGUUGUCUUCCUCUUCCAUCCCUCAACCCCUUCAAAACAAGCAAACAAACUCUUGCUUCCAACCGAGUGGGGAGGACCAAACGCAGAUGUCUACUUGCAGCUUGGGAGGGGAGGGACAGGGUGGGGAGGGAGUUCAUGUGCUUUCUUGGUGUUGGGAGGGUAAAAAUGUGUGGGUUUAAGUCUGUGUUCUUUGCCUGCAUAGCUGAAGAAUUGUGGGGUUAACUUUUGUCUUGGGUUCAAAUGCACCUUCUAACAUAGGACAGAUUUGCCAUUGUGUCUCACAAGUUUUCUGAAAUGGUUUUUUUUGUUGUUUUUUUUGGUAGGGGAUGUUUACAGGUCCCCAAAUAAACUUUUCUAUUUCAACUGUUAAAAGACGG